Molecule: messenger RNA, 468 nt
Organism: Hyposmocoma kahamanoa
Lineage: Eukaryota; Metazoa; Arthropoda; Insecta; Lepidoptera; Cosmopterigidae
Exons: 4
Source: RefSeq, a predicted model, not a curated record
GUUCCUUUAAUCGCAGAUGAUAUAGACAUUUCUCCGUGGAAGAAUCUGCUGUUAAAAUUCGCUCAAGUGCACGUUUGUUUGGAGCAUUUGUAUCGCGCGGAAACUUGCUUGAGGCUUGACUUUUCAAGUCUAAAGCCAAUAGCGUCCCAGCUACUGAACGUGUACGCGUCGAACAAGUCACCCGUGAAGAGCGUCGCCAAUCUGAUCAGAUUGCCUGUACGGAAAUUCUCCAUGACCAUUGCCAACAACGAUGUUUUGUAUCACUUAAAAAAACCGGCGCUCUGGUAUCGCAUAGAAAUAUGUCAAAAUAAAAAAGCCCAGGAGGUGGACACUAAUCGACAUUCGAAACUGGUUUAUGUGCUAUCGCAACACCCCGUCUUCUCCCCUUCAGUAUGGCAGAAUCUGGCUAUGCUGAUGACAUGGUGCUGCUGGCGCCAUCGAUCAGUGCAUUGAGAAAACUAAUUGGAG